AUGGUCGAUGUCAACGUCCUGCGAAGAUUGGACAUUUCUGAUAAUAAUAUUUGGAAUUGCGAUCAUCUCGCGACGCUUAUUGCUCUUCAGUGGCUUGAUGCUUCUAACAAUAAUAUUGAAGUAAAGAUAUGUGAAAAAAAAAUUCCUUCCUUGGAGCGAAUUAUCAAUCUUGUUUAUCUUGAUCUUUCGAACAACCAAUUCUGUGCUAUACCAAACUUACAGAGAUUAACGAAUUUACAAGAAAUAAAGCUAAAUGGCAAUAAAAUAUGCUCAUUAAAGGAAAUUUCAAGACUUUUACCGUCGACUCUCACUGCUUUCGAUAUUGGAUCCAAUGUAAUUUGUGAUCUUAAUGAGGCUCUGUAUCUUGCUCAUUUUUCAUCAUUGAAUGCUCUUAUUUGGGCUGGAAAUCCAUGUGUUGCUGCUGAGGGUCGAACUUUUACAUAUCGCCCCUAUUUGUACUCUUGCUGUCUGGAAGGUCUUAAAGUGUUAGAUGGAUCAGAAUUGUCUGAUAUUGAAAUCAUAGCAGGAGAACAAUUGCAUACUGAAGGAAAGGCUCGGCUUAUGAAAACACAUGCGCAACUGUGCUAUUAUCUUGAGAAAAAGUGCCCUUCUGAUAUUGGCAUAAAUGACGAUUCACUGAAUAAUGAUCGUAUUUCGAAGGUCUUAAAAAAACGUCGAGAAUACCUUUCCAAAUCGAUUAAUGAUUCAGUUAGCGAAUCUUCAGCACCAUCACCUUUCAAACAAUGGUUAUCUAAGACAAAUAUUGCUAUACCUGACGAUACUGAAACGGAGUCAUUGGAACAUAAAGAAAAUCUUGCUCCAGAAGUUGAUCUGGACAAUUUAUCAACUAAUACUAAAAGGUUAUAA
Dracunculus medinensis (Guinea worm) is the source of this 867-nucleotide messenger RNA. The record is from the annotation of a GenBank genome assembly. Lineage: Eukaryota; Metazoa; Nematoda; Chromadorea; Rhabditida; Dracunculidae.